Pelobates fuscus (common spadefoot toad) is the source of this 4623-nucleotide messenger RNA. RefSeq names its product zinc finger MYND-type containing 8 (gene ZMYND8). Gene Ontology annotation, biological process: regulation of DNA-templated transcription. The transcript has 25 exons. The coding region runs from base 379 to 4023 and encodes 1214 amino acids. Gene Ontology annotation, cellular component: nucleus; cytoplasm. Gene Ontology annotation, molecular function: transcription corepressor activity; protein binding. NCBI's taxonomy places the organism in Eukaryota, Metazoa, Chordata, Amphibia, Anura, Pelobatidae. The record is from RefSeq and is a predicted model, not a curated record.
UUUUUUCUUUCCACCUUUCUGUCUGUUGCUCUAACCCUUUCAACUCCAGAGGAAUGAGCAACACAUUUCCUUGCAAUCCACUCGAGUCUGCUGGUUCUCAAACAGUGCGCAGUUUACGCAGGAUUCCCGACUUCCAGUUACUUCCGGACACAUUCUGAAGGAUGGCUCCUGCUUGCUCGAGCUGCACAAAGAUAAUUACUCAGGAAGUGUGUCAGCCAAUGGCUUGAAGCAUUACAUUUGGAUUUCCAAAAGCACCCAAUCCGGCCCUCGCUUGUAUCAGGAAGACAGAUCAUUAAACUCAAGUGCCAAGCCCUUUUCUGUCUGAGAACCGAAAGUCUAUCCUCCAUGUUUUAUAAGUAUUGACAUAACACAGUAACAAUGCAUCCACAGAGCUUGGCCGAGGAGGAAAUCAAGACGGAGCAGGAGGUGGUAGAGGGAAUGGAUGUCACAACGAGAUCCAAAGGGCCGGCUCUUGCGUAUCCAGAAGGUUUACCACCAGAACAUGGAGACAGUCAACAAUCUACUCCCAGUUCGGCUGAACGCCCCGGGCAGAAACGAAGAUUCCCUAGUCCUCAGCAUUCGUCCAAUGGACACUCCCCUCAAGAUUCGUCAACGAGCCCAAGUAAAAAGAAAAAGAAACCGGGGCAGUUAAACAGCAGUAAUAAAGACCAGUCAGAACUAAGGCAUGGUCCGUUUUACUAUAUGAAGCAGCCACUCACCACAGAUCCUGUUGAUGUUGUACCGCAGGAUGGCCGAAAUGAUUUCUAUUGCUGGGUUUGCCAUCGUGAAGGCCAAGUUCUGUGCUGUGAGCUCUGCCCAAGAGUUUAUCACGCUAAGUGUCUGAAAUUGACAGCUGAACCGGAGGGCGAUUGGUUUUGCCCUGAGUGUGAGAAAAUCACUGUUGCUGAAUGCAUAGAGACUCAGAGCAAGGCAAUGACUAUGUUAACUAUUGAACAGCUGUCUUACCUGCUAAAAUUUGCACUACAGAAGAUGAAACAACCUGGGACAGAGCCAUUUCAAAAGCCUGUGUCGUUGGAACAACACCCUGAUUAUGCAGAGUAUAUCUUUAAUCCUAUGGAUCUUUCUACAUUGGAAAAGAAUGUAAAAAAGAAAAUGUACGGCUGUACCGAAGCCUUCCUGGCUGAUGCCAAAUGGAUUUUACAUAAUUGCAUUAUAUACAAUGGUGGAAAUCACAAACUCACACAAAUGGCGAAAAUCAUAAUCAAGAUUUGUGAACACGAGAUGAAUGAAAUCGAAGUAUGUCCUGAAUGUUAUUUAGCUUCUUGCCAAAAAAGAGAGAACUGGUUUUGUGAGCCUUGUAGCAAUCCACACCCUUUGGUCUGGGCAAAAUUAAAAGGAUUUCCAUUCUGGCCCGCAAAAGCCUUAAGAGAUAAAGAUGGACAGGUUGAUGCACGCUUCUUUGGACAGCAUGAUAGGGCCUGGGUUCCAAUGAAUAAUUGCUACCUCAUGUCCAAAGAAAUCCCCUUUUCUGUGAAAAAGACUAAAAGUAUCUUCAACAGUGCAAUGCAAGAGAUGGAGGUAUAUGUGGAGAACAUUCGCAAACGGUUUGGGGUGUUCAACUACGCACCUUUUCGAACACCUUAUACACCAAACAACCAGUACCAAAUGUUACUAGACACCGGGAAUCCCAGUGCCGGGACAGCCAAGACUGAUAAACAGGAGAAAAUCAAACUGAACUUUGACAUGACUGCCUCCCCGAAGAUAUUGAUGAGUAAGCCUAUGUUAAACAGUGGCGGUGGGCGGAGGAUUUCUUUAACGGAUAUGCCACGCUCUCCAAUGAGCACAAACUCAUCUGUUCACACUGGGUCCGAUGUAGAGCAGGAUACGGAAAAAAAAGCUGCUUCAAGUCACUUCAGUGCAAGCGAGGAGUCAAUGGAUUUUAUUGAUAAGAGUACAGCCUCUCCAGUAUCGACAAAGACUGCCCCUGGUGGAAGUUUAUCAGACAGCCCCAAGCCAUUCUCUCCACAAUCAACUCCAGUAUCUUCAAAGCAAGACCGGACCUCUACCACCGGCAGCAUUCUCAAUCUGAAUUUGGACCGUAGCAAAGCAGAAAUGGAUUUGAAAGAGCUGAGCGAAUCUGUUCUCCAACAGUCGACCCCCACUUCACUUAUAUCUCCAAAGAGGCAAAUCCGUAGCCGGUUCCAACUUAAUCUCGAUAAGACGAUAGAAAGCUGCAAAGCUCAGUUAGGGAUCAAUGAAAUUUCGGAGGAUGUGUACACAGCCGUAGAACACAGUGACUCGGAGGAAUCUGAGAAAACGGAUACUAGUGACAGUGAGUUUGCAAGUGACGAGGAUCAGAAGCCAAAGAAUGACUUGGGGGAGGAAGGGAGAAAAACGAGUGUUAAAGUCGAAAAAGACACCCCUCCUGCAUCCUUGGCGUCCUCGGUAAAAAAGAAGCCGAAGACACCAGGGGCAGUUGAUGUGAAGGAAGAACCUAAAAGUACGACAACAGAAAAAACAAGUCCGCCAGCCAAAGAGAAAGCAAGCACUGACACCGACAAAGAUGUGUUGGAAAAAAGCAAAACAUUAUCAAAUUCCUCGAAAGAAAAGCUAAAGGGAAAAGACGAGACGGAUUCUCCGACCGUGCGUCUUGGUUUGGAUUCCGACUCUGAAAACGAACUUGUUAUUGAUUUAGGAGAAGAUCACGCUGGGCGAGAGGGACGCAAAACGAAGAAGGAUCUAAAGGAAACACCAGCCAAGAGUCAAGAAAGUAAAGUUACUGCUGCGUUGAAUGCUAGCGGACAGUCAACGCCAGAGACUCCUAUCCUGACUCGAUCUGCAGCGCAGUCUACUCCCGCUGUUGGAGUAACGGUAACUUCUAGUGCCAUAGCAGCUCUGGCCACCCCAGCUGCAGCCACGGGCAGCCCGGUUAAGAAGCAGAGGCCUCUUCUACCCAAGGAGACUGUUCCCACCGUACAGAGAGUGGUGUGGAAUUCCUCGAGUAAAUUUCAGACUUCGUCGCAAAAAUGGCACAUGCAGAAAGUGCAGCGGCAACAGCAGCAGCAACAGCCUCCGACCUCCACUCCAUCACAGUCUCCUCAAGGAACACGAUAUCAGACACGGCAGGCUGUUAAAGCGGUACAACAGAAAGAAGUCACACAGACUACUACGACAUCGACCAUAACGCUUGUGACCAGCGCGCCUCCUAUGGCUGUAGUCACCAGCCCAGCAAAUGCCUUAACCACUUCAAUAAAUACAGACCUGCCCAUUGCAACUGCGUCUGCCGAUGUUGCUGCCGAUAUUGCUAAAUACACAAGCAAAAUGAUGGAUGCCAUUAAAGGGACGAUGACUGAAAUAUACAAUGACCUGUCCAAAAACUCUACUGGUAGCACUAUAGCAGAGAUUCGACGUUUACGGAUCGAAAUUGACAAACUGCAGUGGUUGCAUCAACAGGAGCUCUCCGAGAUGAAACAUAAUUUGGAGCUUACCAUGGCUGAGAUGAGGCAGAGCCUGGAGCAGGAACGGGACAGGCUGAUAGCCGAAGUAAAGAAGCAGACAGAACUCGAAAAACAACAAGCGGUCGAUGAGACAAAGAAGAAACAGUGGUGUGCCAACUGCAAAAAAGAAGCCAUCUUUUACUGCUGCUGGAACACCAGCUACUGUGACUACCCAUGCCAGCAAGCCCACUGGCCGGAACACAUGAAGUCUUGCACACAAUCAGCCACAGCGACACAGCAAGAAGCUGAGCCAGAACUUAGCGCAGACAAAUCGGCACAGCCUUCAGCGGGCGCCCAGCCACAACCAACAGAGGCUGCCACAACACCAAAAGAAAAGGAGAGUGCAGCUGACAAAAGCAAAGAGAGUGUCACUAUAGCAACAGGUCUGACAAGCAGCCAGCCAAUUAAACUGGUCCAAGUGCCGCAGACCACCACCUAUAUCCCAACUACUCAACCCACAAUUACCAUCCCGGUUGUAGUGAAUCCGAGCACAGGAACCGUUGCGGUGAGGGCAGGUGUCCAGUACGUUCCAACCACCGUGCCAGUACAAGUUCGGAGAGUGUAGCCUUUAACGAGAGCUCAACUCGCUCUUGGAAAUGUAAAAAAAAAAAUAAAAAACAGACUUUUGGCUUAACUCGGAUGGAAACUUUUUAUUUUUGGACCUAAGACUACACUACAUUGCGAAGCAGCAUUAGAUUUGUCACAUUGAAGCUGGAGAAAGUUACCAUCUAUUAAAAUGGCUCUUUUUUUUUUGUAAAUAAUGUACAAAUUCUGGAUGUCAUUAAAACUAGCAUAUCAUCUUUUUAUAUUUGUACCGACUUUAACUUAUGAACAUUUGUGGGGAAUGAAUAUCAUCGAUAAUCCAUCUCAAAACGUGAAAUCCUUCAAAAUCACUGUCAUACAUCAUCGGCCUGGUCACAUUUUGCGGUUUUUGCAUUUUCCAAAAUUCAUGUGAAAAUGGGACAAAAAUACAUGGACCUUUUAAAAGUAAAAGGCCGUUACAUUCUGUAGAUAUAGAGAAGUUUUUAUUCUGCGUAAGAUGAAAACGUGGUGGAAGAAAUCGCAAAGCCUUUUGUUUUCCACUCGGCGUCUCUGCGAACUGAUUUUAUAGAAUAUAUUGAAAAUACUUCCGCUCAAUAUACAUACAUGGACAAUAUAAGAACGC